AUGGACACUGAGAAUGGUUUUCUUGCUGCUAAGCUAACUGAUGAUCUAGUCGUGGAGAUCCUCUCCCGGCUGCCGUUCAAGUCUUUUUGCCGCUUCAAAUGUGUCUGCAAGGCCUGGCUUGCCUUCUCCUCUAAUCCAGACUACUGCAAGAAGCUUUUGAAAAUUCCGAUGGGUCUUCUGUAUCAACGCCGUUAUGAUGAAUUUGAUAAUGAUUUCGAUGACUCUGCUAUCAAGCUUGCUAGCCUGCCCCACAAUGAUAAGGAAUUUGAUGAAGCUCUUAGUUUCCUACCACAAUAUGAGCAGUUAGAGCUGAUGGACUCUUGCAAUGGCCUGGUCCUUUGUAAGUACAAGAGCAGCUGUACUCCUUUUGGUAUUUGCCGCUUCAUCGUGUGCAAUCUGGCAACACGAGAGUGGAAGGUGCUCCCUGAUACUCCUCCUAGCGAUUAUGACCCAUCAUGGUCGACAAAGUUCUAUAUCUUCAACUUUCAACGGCUGAGUACCCGCUAUUGGGCAUUUGGCCCCGUCAAACUUCAGGUGUUCUCGUCUGACCUUAACACCCGGUUCCUGGACGAUACAUCAGUGCUCUCUGAGACAAAAGUUUAUCGACUACACAUGUUUAUAGAUGGAGCAUUGUAUGUGCACACAGGUUUGCAUGACAUUCUGGUACUGAAGAGCUUGGAGGAAACUAGUUCUGGCAUUCCGCCGUCUCUUCGGACUAUUAAGUUGCCGCAUGAAGACGGCGCUUUUAUGGGUAGGUUUGGCCAAUGUUGCUUCGGCCAAUCUUCGGGGGCCUUGCACUACGCAUUGCCAGAGGAGGAUGCUCGUGCGAUUCUUGUUUGGAGUCUUGAUGCUGAUGAGCCUUAUGAGUGGAGCCUCAAGUACCGCCUCAAUAUGAGCCAAGCAUUCGGAAGGGACAACCUUCGUCAGCAUGAUGCACGCCACUGGAAAUGCGACUAUGCUGUCGUCUCUCUUGACCUGGAGAGAGAUGGUAUUUUCCUGUUUGACAAACGGGAGGACAAGAUUCGUUUGUACAAAAUAAGCACCGGUGAACUUACUGACAUUCAACCAGAAGACCACCGCUCCCGCUUUUUGAAUAACAAGUACUAUCAUUAUGUGGCAUCCUACUCAAAGCUCCCAGCUUUAACCGUGUAG
Aegilops tauschii subsp. strangulata is the source of this 1152-nucleotide messenger RNA. RefSeq names its product putative F-box protein At4g09190. Gene Ontology annotation, molecular function: protein binding. NCBI's taxonomy places the organism in Eukaryota, Viridiplantae, Streptophyta, Magnoliopsida, Poales, Poaceae. The record is from RefSeq and is a predicted model, not a curated record.